ACAGCAGGCAGGAGUUGCUUGUCAUCGCCGCCAAAGCCGAAAAUAAUUUGUAAUAAUUGCAAUAUUUUACUUUACAAGUUGAUAAUAUUAGAACUUUAAUAAUUUUACGCAUCUAAGUAAAGUCUUACACAACGCACUUGCAGAACGUGAUCAACAAUGAGUUCUAUUGGAACUGGAUAUGAUCUUUCCGCCUCACAAUUUUCGCCGGACGGCAGAGUAUUCCAAGUAGAAUAUGCCGCCAAAGCUGUAGAAAACUCUGGCACAGUGAUUGGCCUCAGAGGAAAGGAUGGAGUUGUGUUUGCGGUUGAAAAGCUAGUUACUUCAAAAUUGUAUGAACCGGGCGCGAACAAGAGGAUCUUCCAUGCUGAUCAGCAUGUGGGCAUUGCUGUAGCAGGCCUCAUCUCUGACGCUAGACAAAUUGUAGAGACAGCUCGCAGCGAAGCCUCCAGCUACAGAAACCAGUAUGGGAUCCCGGUGCCUCUCAAAUACUUAAACGAGCGAGUCUCCAUGUACAUGCAUGCUUAUACAUUGUACAGCGCUGUUCGCCCAUAUGGAUGCUCCAUUGUGAUGGGAACCUGGUCGGAACAUAACGGACCCGAGAUGUACAUGCUUGAUCCUAGUGGAGUGUCUUUCUCAUACUUUGGAUGUGCAGUGGGAAAAGCAAAGCAGGCGGCAAAGACUGAGAUUGAAAAGCUCAAGUUAGCGGAUUUGACAGUUAAGGAACUUGUCAAGGAAGCAGCUAGGAUCAUCUACCUCGUGCACGACGAGCUAAAAGACAAGCAGUUCGAGCUGGAACUCUCCUGGGUGAGCGCGGCCACGAAGGGCAAGCACGAGCUGGUCCCACGCGCCGUCGCCGCCGAGGCAGAAAACACGGCCAAGCAGGCGCUAGCUGAUAUCGAGGACUCUGAUGAGGGAGACAUGUAACAACAUACAUUAUACGGUUUUAAUAUUA
Molecule: messenger RNA, 952 nt
Organism: Leguminivora glycinivorella
Lineage: Eukaryota; Metazoa; Arthropoda; Insecta; Lepidoptera; Tortricidae
Gene: Prosalpha7
Product: proteasome subunit alpha type-3
Exons: 5
Coding region: 157-924 (255 amino acids)
Biological process (GO): ubiquitin-dependent protein catabolic process
Cellular component (GO): proteasome core complex; synapse; proteasome core complex, alpha-subunit complex
Source: RefSeq, a predicted model, not a curated record